This is a messenger RNA of Stegostoma tigrinum, 11200 nucleotides long. RefSeq names its product isthmin 2a (gene ism2a). Lineage: Eukaryota; Metazoa; Chordata; Chondrichthyes; Orectolobiformes; Stegostomatidae. The transcript has 6 exons. The coding region runs from base 56 to 1489 and encodes 477 amino acids. The record is from RefSeq and is a predicted model, not a curated record.
GCUCCACUCUUCUGAGGUUAUUUCACAGAAACACGCUGAGACACAGGGUGAGGUGAUGCGGCUGAUCAGAGAGACUUUCCAGCUCCUGGCCCUCAUCUCUCUCACCACUUUUUCCGUCUUGCUCCGGGCACUGCCAACUGGCAAACUGCAGCCUCGCAGUCAGCGGGGAAGCAGCAGCAGCAGCACAGGAGCCGAGGUCAAAAGCCAUUCAAUGCCAAGGUCGACUCAGGGGCCCGAGGAAAGCAACAAGCUGGAGAGUUGGAAGCAGAACAGCCAGCAACACAAGCACCGGUGGCCACCUCAACAGGCACAGGGCACUCAGGCACAGCCAAAAUUUGGGUCCAACCUGGAGGAAGUGGAUCCUUUCGUCCUGGACCUGAAGAAUUUCCCUGAUCUGACAAACGCAGACCUUAAUGCUCAGAACCCAAAUAUUCAGGUCACCAUUGAGGUGGUGGAUGAUCCUCAGGCAGAAAUUGAGAUGGAUCUCCUGAAGGGGAACCGCAACGACUGGUCCAUAUCCUCAGCAGAAUGGCUGUCUUACAAAGACAUCUUCUGGCCUUUGUUUUGGGAGUAUCCAGACUCAACCGAAGUUGGCAGCUUGGAUUCCUCAAACGUGAUGGACAGUGAUGAAGAGGAUGAUUACACUGUUGAGUACGAAGGAGAAGACACGGUCCUCACCACCUUGGAUGGCGUCUGGGAAAGGAGCUGGCCUUUGCAAAAGAGUUGGUCCUCCAAAGAGAAUUUUAACAAUGAAUAUGAGGAUAAUGAAGACUGGAGUGCUUGGUCCCCCUGCACUGUGACAUGCGGCACUGGGAACCAGAAACGCACCAAGUCCUGUGGCUAUGCCUGCACUGCAACAGAGUCACGGACCUGUGAUCUGAAAAGGUGCCCAGGGAUGGAAGAUGAUCUGAAUGCAGCAACUAAAAAAUCUCUGGGGGAGAAAGAAAAUAGAACAGAGUUGUUUGACUCAGAAGUAGACAGCUGUGACAAAUGGCUGAACUGCAAGAGCGAAUUCCUGAAGAAGUACCUCAUGAAGGCGCUGGCCGACUUACCGAGCUGCCCUUGUACCUACCCGACCGAAGCGGUGUACAGUGUUGUCAGCGUCCGCGAAGACGGCAAAGGUAGGUUUUUCAGGUGGCGGGACGCGAGCGGGCCCAAAGAGCGCCUCGACAUCUACAAACCCAGCUCCAAGUUCUGCAUCCGCUCCAUGCUGUCCCUGGACAGCGCCACAUUGGCGGCGCAGCACUGUUGCUAUGACGACCAGAUGCGGCUGAUCACGAGGGGCAAGGGCGCGGGGGCGCCAAACCUGAUCAGCACGGAGUUCUCACCCGAGCUUCACUACAAGGUGGACGUGUUGCCAUGGAUACUGUGCAAAGGGGACUGGAGCCGGUACAACGCCGUGAGGCCGCCCAACAACGGCCUCAACUGCUCCGAGAACCCUCUGGAAGACGACUUCGCGGCCCAGCUGAAGGAAGCGAAAGAGUACUGAAAACAACAAGGGCAGCAGUGUGUCUCCGGAGGGACGGGAUUAGUGUUGAGGAUGGAGACAGAGGAAACAAAAAGGACGUUUUUAUUUUUUUUCCAAAAUACGGCGAUCGCCGCCGCGAGCCCACCUCCGACUCAUAUUCGCCAACGGCAGUGAGAUGGUUAGAAACUUCACUGGAAUGGCUCUGACAUUAGUAACUUACACAUACUCGUUCACGUGAAGAAACUAGCUUCAACCCAUCAAAUGAUUGUGCACGGGAGGAAGAAGAAAUGCAUUUUUAAAAUCCUGUCGUCGCUGUCUUUUAUGGCCCUGGGCGUUAAUGAGAAACGUACUGGUUCUGCCCUCCACCAUUCUCUGGCUUAUUCAAUACGCCCAGCAAAUUCAGACUUUCUUUUUUUACUCCUCCUUGCUAUAUCUCUCUUGCCCUCAGUCGUUCUCUUGGUCUCUACCUGGUUCUUACUCACUGUAUGAGAAUUCCGGCUUUUCCCGCUUCCACUUCCCACUACGGCUAAGGAAAGUCUGGGCGUUCCGGAUCACCUUCCAAACAAAAAUCCAACGCAUCAUCAGUGACCUUCGCCUCUCUGAUUGACCCCUGCCUUUCUGUGAUUUGUGUGCGGUGAAGAAAGCUAAUUGAUCAGCGCAGGAUUGUCUCAAAACCUGAAGCCAACGUGGAUGGCUCCCACUUGUAGGAAGUUCAAAGGGUCAUUGUGGCUGGUAAUAUACAGAAAAUUGAAUUACCACCACUGGUUGAUGAUAUCAACGGGAGCUUCCUGAGUGCAAAUUGGCAGUUAAAUCUCUUGCAUUCCAGUAGUUCAAAGUAUUUCUUUGGCUGCAAAACACAUUUAUAGACUCACACAGCACAGAAAUUCUGAGAUUGUGGUCAGCGGUACAAAAAUGCGAUUCUGCUGUUGAUGUUUCUAUUUGCAUAGGUUGACUGAUUCUGUAUGUGAUAAUUCAGUCAGGCAUAGUUUCAAAUCAGAACUCACUGUUUACACUUUGAGCUAACGGAGGCACUUGAAGAUUACUUUAACAUAUGCUGUCUUCAGUCUUGCUUCACCAUGUAAUCCAAUACUGCUGCAAAAGGGCCCAAAAGUAAACAGUGAAUUUGUUUGAACUCCCUUUCAGUUAAAGUCUGCUUUAAGAAAAACAACCCUCUUUAAAUAAGAGUUCACAGCUUUCGAUGUCACAAACCAGACAGCUAAAUGAGAAUUCGCACAGUCUCCUGCUUGAAUUCAGUCUUUUCCUUGGACUGAUAGCUUAGAACCCCCGCCAGUAUCAGUCUCCUUUGCCUUCCUGUAUGUACAGGCUUCCACAUUCCAGGCUUUGGGAAGAGAGCAGUUCAUAUCUUUUAUGCCUUGACCUAGUGUCCUGCAGUGAGGGCAUUGUCAUUGUCUCCUCAACUUUCAAUCCAUAUAAAGAAAUGCAGACUGCCUUGUAAGGAGAAAAGAUCAAAACAUUUUAUUUUAAGUGAAACAAGGAUACAAAAAGGAAGCAGAUGAGAUACAAGCCAAGGAUGGAUCAUAUAGAAUAUUUUGCUGUCAAAACUCAGGUGAUAUAUGAAUAGGUCGACAAGUUAGAAGUUUAAGAAGUAUGACACGGAAAUGCAUGCGUCUUUCAGGAUCUGUGUUCCUCUCUGUUGUCUUUGACACUGAGCAUAGGAGUUGCUAGAUGAGUAAAGACCAAAUGUCACCCUGUCUACUUCCUACCAGCCAGAUGGGCAAUGUCAGCUCCCCCUUCCACUCCCUGGGCGACAUAUCCAUCCUGGGCUUCUUCCGGUGUCACAAUUAGACCACCCAGAAACUGGAUGAGCAGCACUUCGUAUUCCACCUUAGGACCCUGCAACCCAAUGGUCUCAAUGUGGGCUUUAUCAAUUUCAAAAUCUCCCCACCCCUGGCCUCAUCCCAUGACUAACCCUCCCCCUCAUCCCCGACUCCUUGACCUGACAUAACCUGUUCAUCUUCUCUCCCACCUGACUGACCAAUCCUGACCACUGCCUACCUCACCUAUCACCAUCCCACCUACCUUACCCAGCCCUACCCCUCCUCCCUAUUUAUUUCAGAGCUCCCUUCCCCCCCCCCAUUUCUGAAGAAGGGCCCCAACCCGAAACAUCAACUUUCCUGUUCUUCUGAUGCUGCCGGGCCUGUUUUGUUCCUCCAGCUCCACACUGUUUUAUCUCUAUGAGCCAGAUAGUUGCAGUAUAAAAUAACAAUAGAUACUUUGUUUGCCAUUGACUCUUAACCAUGUGGGAUAUCCUAAGGUUCUUUUCAUUUCUUAAACUUUAACAGUGGCAGUCUGCAUAAAUUAGCCUAAAACAAAGUGAGGCUAACUCCAAUGAUGGAGAGCUUUGGAAAUCAUUAGUCUAUAUUCAUCUGUUCUUUCAGCGCAACCACCACAUCACAUUGCAAAUUAUUCACUAACCGUUUCAUAAAUUAUAUUCUGAAAGAAAUCUAAGCUUCUUUCACCGUCUCUCAAGGUAGUCUGUUCCAUGAAUUGAGCAUGCACCGUCUCUAAUUUCAAACGUCUCUUCAAAAUUUUAUCACAGCACAUCAAAAGGCUUUGUGAAAGAAUGGAAUUAUCGCUUUUCAACCCAUCUCUUGGAAAUAUUAGGGAAUAUUUUUGUACCCUCCAGUUUCAAAUGCUUUAAAAGACACAGUAUUAUUAGUUACUAAGCAUUGAGCUCCCUAAAUCCUCUGAAUCGUAAAAGGUCUUUCCAAUCAAGCAUUGUGAGAUGAAGAAGGACAGAAGGAGGUCAUGUAGCCCAUGGCAAUUGUGUUGUAUCACACAUGGAACUGUCCCAUUGGUUGCACUCCCCCAGUCUUGUUCCGUAGCAUGACAAAUAUUUUUGUUUCAAAUAUUUCUCUAUUUGUUUGCAAGUCACUAUUGUAAAUCCCAAUUGGAUGGCUACAGUUCAGAGAAGAAAGUGCUGACUGGCUUCUCAACUGGGAAACGUUAAUUAGAAUUUUUUUUACAGCAUACCUGACGUCACCUGACCCCCAGCAUAACCUGCAGAUUAGUCCUUUGCAAGGAUGUAUGACUGAUCAGAUAGAAUGGUUCAGUCUGGAAAAUAAAUUCUUUCCUGAAGUGCAUGGCAGUGCAGUCAGUCAUUUCUUACAAAGAAACAAUUACAAAUACAUCAUUUUGGAGACAAUGCACGUGUAGAUGAGCAGAGAGAUCUCGGUGUCCAUCUGCACAGAUCCUUGAAAGUUGCCACCCAGGUUGACAGGGCUGUUAAGAAGGCAUACAGUGUUUUAGCUUUUAUUAAUAGAGGGAUCGAGUUCCGGAACCAAGAAGGGCCAAAGGGCCUGUACUGUGCUGUUAUGUUCUAUGAUGCUCAGCAUGUGUUUUUUUAAAAUACCUAAAUGCAAAGGGAGACUGAAUCACAGAUUGUGGUUCCACAAUAGAUGCAAACCAGAAUUUAAUUUAACAGCUUCACCUGACCCCUCUCAGUCAGGAGAUUGUUCACUCCAGCUCAGGUUGAGAACAGUAGGGUAUACUUCAGUGCAGUGAGAGUACAGAAUUGUCAGAAGUGCACCUUCCAUGUGAUGCAGCAAGCCAAGGAUCCACCUGCCCCUUCAAGGGCACAAAAAACAUUCCACUGUUGCAUUUAAGGAAGAGCAGGAGAACUCUGCUCCUGUCAUAGACAAUAUGUCAUUAUUCCAUUACUCUGGGUAAGUGAGUUGGUUUUAAAUUUUGCUUUAAUGAAACUGGACCCAACUGUAGGAAAUUUCUGAGAUAAUGGGAACUGCAGAUGCUGGAGAAUCCAAGAUAAUGAAAUGUGAGGCUGGAUGAACACAGCAGGCCAAGCAGCAUAUCAGGAGCACAAAAGCUGACGUUUCGGGCCUAGACCCUUCAUCAGAGAGGGGGAUGGGGUGAGGGUUCUGGAAUAAAUAGGGAGAGAGGGGGAGGCGGACCGAAGAUGGAGAGAAAAGAAGAUAGGUGGAGAGAGUAUAGGUGGGAAGGUAGGGAGGGGAUAGGUCAGUCCAGGGAAGACGGACAGGUCAAGGAGGUGGGAUGAGGUUAGUAGGUUGGAAAUUUCUGCCCUGUUUAGCAUUUUUAUACAAGCAGCUGAGGAUGAAGGAUAUUAGGGAGCUUUCAACUUGUCAAAAAAAAUUACCUUAUUGCCACAGUGGCUGAGAAUUUUCUGUUGUUAUCUCAGGAAAUUCAUGGUCCAAAAAUCUCUAAGAAUGUUAAUAUAUCAAAGAUUUUACUUAAGUCAGCAUGCUUCCGUAAAGAUGUAUCAAACAAGGUCGAUAGAGCUGCAACUUGUAUCCAUGAUUUGACAAUAUAAUUCAACUGAAAUCCUUGAUUAGAUUUUACCAUAAGUCAAUCUCAGAUAUCAGUUAUUCAAUAUAUUUGAACUCAACCCAGUCUGUAACCAACUACCAAGUAUCUACUGAUAAUGGGAACUGCAGAUGCUGGAGAAUCCAAGAUAACAAAAUGUGAAGCUGGAUGAACACAGCAGGCCAAGCAACAUGUGCUCCUGAGAUGCAUCUUGGCCUGCUGUGUUCAUCCAGCUUACACUUUGUUACCAAGUAUCCACUAUUUGUCAUGCAAAUUAUCUGAACCCCUCGAUUAGAUUCCAGCUGUUAAAAAAAUUGCAUCCAUUAUCGUACAUGUAAACCAUCUCAAUACUUUGAUUAAAUUCUGGUCUGUAACUCAUUCCCACGUAUCCAUUAUUUUGUAUAUAAUCCAUCUGAAUCUCUUGAUUUCACCUGUCUGUAACCCACUACAAAGGUAUCCAAAUCAUCUAAACUGCCUAAUGUGAAUCUGAAUCAUUCAAUUAUAUUCCAUUCUGCAAAUCAGUCCCAGGUAUCUAUUUUUCUAUAUAUAAAUCAUAUGAACUACUCAACUUGAUUCCAGUUUAUGACUCAUUCCCAAACAUCCAUUAUUCAAAAUGUAAAUUAUCUGAGACCCCCUCAAUUAGAUUCUCACACCCUUGUGUACAAUGCUCCCGUGUGAGUCAUUUCUAUUAUAUUAAAGUAUCAAUGAGUUAUGUAAAUUGAGCUUUGGAACCAAGGAACAGUUAUUGUGAUAGCGUUGGCUCUGUUAUCUUUCUAUGAAUGAAUGAUCAUUCUUUCAUCUUGUGCAAAUCACUUUGCAAAAGUCACUAUUCAUUUGGCUACAUCCAGCACUGCAUUCAGAACUCAUCUCCACACCAGUCUCAAAUCCACCUCAAGGUCCAACCGCCUGAGGAUAAUACUUUAAUUACUAUCAAAACUACCAUAAUGUUAUGGAUAAAUCUGACAUUGCAUCCUUACCACCACCACCAAACUCUGAUUUAUAGGCUUGUGGAUUUGAUUUGGUAAUGGGAACUGAAUCUUCAUUUUUAAAUCAACAACAAAAUCAGACAUCAUUUCCAUUGAAGUUGUGGAAUAUGAUCUUCUGUCCUAGAAAAGUCACAUUAAAGGAAUGCAAUCAGAAUACGUUGAGAGCUGUUUUGAAUUUGCUAUCACCCUCUGUUUUCAAUUUUUGACAUUCAGUCUUAGGGCUAUGCAUGUGGACCAAGGAAGAGAAUUAGGCCUUUAGUUAAAGAUGUAUUUAGUGGAUUUUUAAUUAUUUUAAGCCUAAGUGAGCCAAAGAAAUUAAAGGGGUUCUAUUUAUAAAAAGUUCAGCUCCAUUUCAUACAGAAUUUAACUUCCAUUUUUCCACUUAACACGGAAUUGUGGUCUUGCAUGCCACUGUUUUAUUCUAAAGGUUGUCCUCUGACCUCCAAUAGUUCUGUACUUUUCAACUCAUAAUUGCAAUCUUCAUGUCUGGGAGGAGGGAAAGAGAGUGUGCAAAAUCUUUCUAAACCCUGCUGGUCUUUAUGGGAAUAUUUCACACUCAGAUCUCAGGCAGCAUGUAUUAUGGAAUUGGCAAACACUUCUUUGAUGCUUCUGCUAGCCCUUCUGCAGUGGUCCUUAAUACAUUCCCACAUUCAGUUGCUAUAAUAUCUAGAACAUAGAACAGUACAGCACAGAACAGGCCCUUCAGCCCACGAUGUUGUGCCGACCAUUGAUCCUCAUGUAUGCACCCUCAAAUUUCUCUGACCAUAUGCAUGUCCACCAGUCUCUUAAAUGUCCCCAAUGACCUUGCUUCCACAACUGCUGCUGGCAACGCAUUCCAUGCUCUCACAGCUCUCUGUGUAAAGAACCCGCCUCUGACAUCCCCUCUAUACUUUCCUCCAACCAGCUUAAAACUAUGACCCCUCGUGUUAGCCUUUUUUGCCCUGGGAAAUAGUCUCUGGCUAUCAACUCUAUCUAUGCCUCUCAUUAUCUUGUAUACCUCAAUUAGGUCCCCUCUCCUCCUCCUUUUCUCCAAUGAAAAGAGACCGAGCUCAGUCAACCUCUCUUCAUAAAAUAAGCCCUCCAGUCCAGGCAGCAUCCUGGUGAACCUCCUCUGAACCCUCUCCAAAGCAUCCACAUCUUUCCUAUAAUAGGGCGAUCAGAACUGGACGCAAUAUUCCAAGUGCGGUCUAACCAAAGUUUUAUAGAGCUGCAACAAGAUCUCACGACUCUUAAACUCAAUCCCCCUGUUAAUGAAAGCCAAAACACCAUAUGCUUUCUUAACAACCCUGUCCACUUGGGUGGCCAUUUUAAGGGAUCUAUGUAUCUGCACACCAAGAUCCCUCUGUUCCUCCACACUGCCAAGAAUCCUAUCCUUAAUCCUGUACUCAGCUUUCAAAUUCGACCUUCCAAAAUGCAUCACCACGCAUUUAUCCAGGUUGAGCUCCAUCUGCCACCUCUCAGCCCAUCUCUGCAUCCUGUCAAUGUCCCGCUGCAGCCUACAACAGCCCUCUAUACUGUCAACGACACCUCCAACCUUCGUGUCAUUUGCAAACUUACUGACUCAUCCUUCAAUCCCCUCAUCCAAGUCAUUAAUAAAAAUUACAAACAGUAGAGACCCAAGGACAGAGCCCUGUGGAACACCACUCACCACUGACUUCCAGGCAGAAUAUUUUCCUUCUACUACCACUCGCUUGUCUUCUGUUGGCCAGCCAAUUCUGUAUCCAGACAGCUAAGUUCCCCUGUAUCCCAUUCCUCCUGACCUUCUGAAUGAGCCUACCAUGGGGAACCUUAUCGAAUGCCUUGCUGAAGUCUAUAUACAACACAUCCACAGCUCGACCCUCGUCAACUUUUCUAGUCACAUCCUCAAAGAACUCAAUAAGGUUCAUGAGGCAUGACCUGCCCCUCACAAAGCCGUGUUGACUGCACUUAAUCAAGCUAUGCUCUUCCAGAUGGUAAUAAAUCCUAUCCCUCAGAAUCCUUUCUAACACCUUGCAGACGACAGACGUGAGACUUACUGGUCUGUAAUUGCCGGGGAUUUCCCUAUUUCCUUUCUUGAAGAGGGGAAUUACAUUUGCCUCUAUCCAGUCCUCAGGUACGACUCCAGUGGAGAGCGAGGAUGCAAAGAUCUUCACAAGUGGUGAAGCAAUUGCAUUUCUCGUUUCCCAAAGCAGCUGACGACAAAUCUGGUCCGGGCCUGGCGACUUGUCAAUCUUAAUGUUUGACAAAAUUUUCAGCACAUCAGCUUCCUCUAUCUCUAUCCAUUCCAGCAUGCACACCUACUCUUCAAAGGUUUCAUUCACUACAAAGUUUCUUUCUUUCGUAAAGACAGAAGCAAAAAACUCAUUUAGGGCUUCCCCUACCUCCUCAGACUCCACGCACAAGUUCCCUAUGCUAUCCCUGAUCGGCCCUACUCUUUCUUCUCUUAUUCCUCACAUAUGUGUAAAAUGCCUUUGUGUUCUCCCUAAUCCAUUCUGCCAAGCCUUUCUCAUGCCCCCUCCUGACUCUCCUCAGACCAUUUUUGAGCUCCUUCCUCGCCUGCCUGUAAUCCUCUAGAGCUGAGCUUGACCCUAGCCUCCUCUACCUUACGUAAGCUACCUUCUUCCUUUUGACGAGAAGCUCCACCGCUCUCGUCAUCCAAGGUUCCUUUAUCUUACCCCUUGUUGCCUGUCUCAGAGGGACAUAUUUAUUCAUCACUCACAACAACUGUUCCUUAAACAGUCUCCACAUGUCUAUAGUGCCUUUACUAUGGAAGAAUUGCUCCCAGUCCAAGCUUGCUAACUCAGGGGCAGGAAUGGUUGCUGGAUGUUCCAGGGUUUAGAGCAUUCAAAAAGAAUAGGGAGGGGGGAGAAAAAGAGGAGAGGGUGUAGCACUACUAAUCAGAGAGGGUAUCACAGCUACAGAAGCUUCCAUUGUCGAGGAAGAUCUGCCUACCGAGUCAGUAUGGGUGGAAAUUAGGAACAGCAAGAGAGUAGUCACCUCGUUAGGGGUUUACUACAGGCCCCGCAAUAGCAGCAGGGAAAUUGAAGAAAGCAUAGGUCGGCAGAUUUUGGAAAAGUGCGGACGUAGUAGGGCUGUUGUAAUGGGUGACUUUAACUUUCCCAAUAUUGAUUGGAACCUCCUUCGAGCAGAUUUGAAUGGAGCUGUUUUUGUAAGGUGUGUUCAGGAGGGUUUCCUAACGCAGUACGUUGACAGGCCGACGAGGGGAGAGGCCAUUCUAGACUUGGUGCUCGGAAACGAGCCGGGGCAGGUACCAGAUCUUGUGGUGGGAGAGCAUUUUGGUGAUAGUGACCAUAACUGCCUCACAUUCUACAUAGCUAUGGAGAAGGAGAGGAUUAGGCAAAAUGGGAGGAUAUUUAAUUGGGGAAGAGGAAACUAUGAUGCGAUUAGACUCUGAAGGGAAAUGGUUGUUUUCCCUCCAUUUGCAACUGCCAAUAGCUUGCUGCUAUGAGGGAUUUCUCUCAAGGUCAUGCCUUGCCUCCAAGAUGAUGGAAGCUGAUUCCAGGGCUUGCAGAUGGAUCUGAUAGGUGAAUAUAAUUGCUGUGGAUUUAUCUGAGCUUCCCCUGCUCAAUGGAGAUUCCCCCAAUAGCUAUGUAAGCUACUAACACUGUGACGUUUCUGGCAUGUGCAAAACUGGGAGAUGAGGCCAAGAAAUGUUGGCUACGAUCUCAAGUCAGCACCCGUCCCUGGUCCCAGGCAGGGUGGCAGUAAAAGACACAAGGGCUCAAGAGCGAGCAAAUUAGGCACAGUCACUUGGUCACAAUCUAUGAUCCCCCGGACUACCUAAUGAAAAAUGAGCAGGUGAUGGGCUUAGGGGAGGAUAGGAUCCGGCUCUGCUAUGAUACUUCCCCUCUUCCCUAAAUGUUCAGACUUCUGAGCUCACCUCCAAAUAUGCCACAUCAAAUAAUGCAGAAUACUAAUUAAGAGGGCAGAAGCAAUGAAGUCAUUUGGCCUUCAACAUAAAUACCAGUAUUUCCCAGUUUUGAAGAAGAGUCCCCAGACUUGAAACAUUAGCUCUGCUUUCUUCCCAGGGAUGCUGCCAGAUCCGCAGAGCUUGCCAAUAAUUUGUUUCAGAUUUCCAGUAUCCACAGUUUUUAGUUUUAUUAAUUAAAUAAUUUUGGCUCUUUGAGACUUCUUGGAGUAUUCCUUGAGAAUUUAUUGCUCCAGAACUGAGGCACUUUACUUUGGAUUUUCCAUUUUAUUCUCUGUUAUUAUUUGUAAGUUAUGUCCACUGUUCUCGAGGAUUAGUUGCAAACAAAAUGCUGCAGAGAGUGUCAAUGUUUAAAGAAUUCUUUGCAUAAUGUAAGGACUUAAUAGCUUAUUGUAUUGAGUUUCUUGUACAGUAUUUAUUGUCUGUGUUUAAUGCUAAAGAAAUGAGAGUGAAAUAUUUUACACAAUUUAAGAUGCACUACUGUGAAACAACUUGUUUCUAAGGGACUUCUACAUGAAA